Messenger RNA from Lactuca sativa (garden lettuce), 1258 nucleotides. RefSeq names its product auxin-induced protein PCNT115. Gene Ontology annotation, cellular component: cytoplasm. NCBI's taxonomy places the organism in Eukaryota, Viridiplantae, Streptophyta, Magnoliopsida, Asterales, Asteraceae. The record is from RefSeq and is a predicted model, not a curated record.
UUACCAUCAAAUCACAAUCCAACCAAAAAAUAAAAGUCAAUCCGAUCAAUAAGAACAUGGUAAAAGUUCCAAGAAUCAAAUUGGGUUCACAGGGUUUAGAAGUGUCAGCUCAAGGUUUGGGUUGCAUGGGUAUGUCUGCUGUUUACGGACCCCCAAAACCCGAACAUGACAUGAUCAACCUCAUCCACCACGCUAUUGACACCGGUAUCACCCUACUCGACACAUCCGAUGCCUAUGGCCCUCACACCAACGAAAUCCUACUCGGAAAGGCUUUGAAGGGAGGAGAAAGGGAAAAAACUGAGUUAGCUACCAAAUUCGGGAUCAAGUUUGAGAAUGGAAACCGUGAGGUGUAUGGUGAUCCGGAAUAUGUCAGGGCUGCUUGUGAAGGUAGCUUGAAGCGGCUUGAGGUUGAUUGCAUUGAUCUAUAUUAUCAACACCGAAUUGACACACGUGUGCCCAUUGAAAUCACGCCUCUGAGAUUGUUUUGUUUACUUGAAAAGAUGGGAGAAAUGAAGAAACUGGUGGAAGAAGGGAAGAUUAAAUACAUAGGAUUAUCAGAAGCUUCAGCUUCAACCAUUAGAAGAGCCCAUGCUGUGCACCCGAUAACUGCUGUUCAACUAGAGUGGUCCUUAUGGUCCAGGGAUGUCGAAGAUGAAAUUAUCCCUACUUGCAGAGAACUUGGCAUUGGAAUUGUGGCAUACAGUCCUCUAGGACGCGGAUUUCUUUCAUUGGGUCCGAAGAUGGUUGAGAAUUUGACAGAUGGCGAUUUCCGCCAGAAUCUACCAAGGUUCCAACCUGAGAAUCUUGAAAAUAACAAAAAGUUGUAUGAGAGAGUUAGCACGAUUGCACUAAAGAAAGGGUGCACCCCAUCACAGCUAGCAUUAGCAUGGGUUCACCAUCAGGGGAAUGAUGUGGUCCCCAUACCAGGAACCACUAAGAUUGAAAACCUUCAACAAAACAUUGGAGCUUUAUCUGUGAAACUAACACCACAAGACAUGGCUGAACUUGAAUCCAUUGCUUCAGCUGAUGCAGCUAAGGGUGAUAGAUACAUGGAUGGUUUCCCCACCUAUCUAAACUCCGACACCCCACCUUUGUCUUCAUGGAAAGCUUAGUAAACACAUCUGUUUCUUUAUCACCUUUUUGUGUUAUUAUGUUGUGUCUAUCAUUGUACUUUUGAGGUUAUGACUUCUGAUAAUAAACCUCAACUGUUGUACUAUUUUUGAGUGAAUUUUGAAAUAGUAGUGACCUAUUUAGUAAA